Sclerotinia trifoliorum is the source of this 2094-nucleotide messenger RNA. The record is from the annotation of a GenBank genome assembly. NCBI's taxonomy places the organism in Eukaryota, Fungi, Ascomycota, Leotiomycetes, Helotiales, Sclerotiniaceae.
ACAUCUAGGUUAGCUUUGUUUACAUUGGGAAGAGGCUUCCCCUCGAUUUCGGAUGGAAUUACCCGUUGCCCAUCUCACUGUUUACAUUUCAAUAGCCCGGCUCCAAGCCUCAUCUGUCGCAUUGAAUCGCAUAGACGUCUGCCUUCUUCUGAAGAUAUUCGACAUAAUACGCUUCACCGCCGAAAGCACAUUAAUUCUUCACUCAUCUCGCGUCACAAUCAAAGCGCAUUGUUUACAAUAAAUGUCGAAAUACAAAAAUUCAACGCUUGCAGGAUUAAUAGAAUCAGAUUCGGAGGAUGAACAUUUGGUAGAGCACAACAUGGCGAAAAAACAAUUAGAAGAUUCUACCGUUGCGAAGAAAGUGCGAGGAAGACCCAAGGCAGCAUCGUCAAAAGUUACAAAAACAAAAGCUCCGGCACGUCGCACCAGUGGAAGGUUAAACGAGAAGACAACACCAGAACCAUCGCCUCAGGCGAAGAGAGGGAAAAGAAGUGUUUUGGUAGACAAGAAUAAUCAGGCGAAUGGUGCUGAAAAGGAGGUGGAGCAAAUCGACGAGACAGGAGACGUCACUAUGGAGGAUGCAGCUUCGGGCGAUGAAUUAGAUGCUGAGGUUAUUGCGGUGAAGCAAUCGAAAGCUAAAGAUACAAAAAAACUAGCUACGGCUCGUGGUAGAGCGACUAAAGCAGUGGCUCUAGAACUAGACGUUGCAGAAGAAACUGUGGCACCCGUGGGCAAAAAAGGCCGACCUGGAAGAAAGGGGAAAGGAAAGGCAGAGGAAGAGCCCGCCCUCGAGCAACAAUCGCUAGAAAAAGUCAUCCAAGAAACUCAAGUACCAGAGGUGGAGAUGGAAAUGGAAGUAGAUAUCGAAGAAGAUUCGAUACUUGCAAAUAGCAUACCUGAAGUUACAAGGAAAGAAUCUCGCCCAUAUAACGACUCUCGACGACGACAAAUAUCUGUUUCGAGGCAUCGGGCUGGCAGCGCAUCGGAUACUGAGAGGAACGAGCCAGCUGUUAGACGCAGACUUGGUGAACUUACAAAAAAGCUUGAGAAUGUGGAAGGGAAAUAUCAGGAUCUUCGGGAGAUCGGGGUCAAGGAAGCCGAAAAAACAUUUGAUCGAUACAAGAAAGCAGCGGAGGAAAAGACAAAAAGUAAAAAGGCCUAACCCCCUCAAUCCGCUAGUUACUAACUUUGAGUAGCCUCAAAUGAACUUAUCGCUUCACUGAAAGCCAAUUUGGCGACUCAAACUUCUUUAGCAAAAGAAACUCGAAGUCUGAAGAAAACAAUCGAAUCGCAAGAUGCAUUAGUGACCAAUUUGCAAGCCCAAAUUAAUCAAUUAGAGUUGGCUUUAUCGGAGGCACAGGUCGAAAAUAAAACCCUAUCUACCAAGCUUGCAGCAAGUCGCAAGAUAACGGCAUCAUAUGAGAGCGCGAAUGUCAAAGUUCCAGGUAGCGCUAUAAAAGCCAAUGGUGGCAUGCGCAUGAUUGGAAGCCAAGAGGCGGCUCAAGCUGCACAAGCCGCUCAAUUGAAAGAAGAUUUAUACAGUGAUUUGACCGGAUUAAUUAUACGGGGGGUCAAGCGAGAGGCAGAAGAAGAUGUUUUUGACUGUAUCCAGACCGGUCGUAACGGCAGUAAGUUUCUCUAUGCCUUGUUCACAUGAUUACUUCAUACUAAAUGUAUAAUAACAGCUCUUCACUUCAAACUGGGUGUUGAAAAUGAAAAAAUGGCAAGCGGUGAUGCAGAUUGCCGAUACACACCACUUCUAGACCCCAGCAGAGAUAAGCCAUUGCUAGAGUUAUUACCAGAUUAUCUUGUAGACGAGAUAGAAUUUCCAAGACCACAAGCUGCUAGGUUUUAUGCACGGAUUACGAGAGCACUCACCGAAAAACCCGCAAGCAUGGGUGGUCCCGUAGAUGAAAGUGAUGAGUAGACUCCAAUUUAUAUCAGGCGUUAAUUGGGUAGCUAUCCUUAGGGGCAAAUGGAUGAGGUGUUUAGGAGUGAGGGAUACAUCUAUCGAGUAUUUGAGGAACAACAGUUUUUAUGAAUUGAUACCUGUCUAUAUGAUACCUAUACAUCUACUAGUUAUUCUUAUUACCA